Messenger RNA from Iphiclides podalirius (scarce swallowtail), 1545 nucleotides. NCBI's taxonomy places the organism in Eukaryota, Metazoa, Arthropoda, Insecta, Lepidoptera, Papilionidae. The record is from the annotation of a GenBank genome assembly.
AUGGCUGUAAUGUACUUACAAGGCCUUAUCCUUGUUAUUCUGGUUGGUAAACUAUUAAGAAGAAUAUUCUUUGGACAACUUCGACCAGCAGAAUUUGAGCAUUUAAUAGAACGAUCUUGGUAUGCUAUAACAGAGACUUGUCUAGCCUUUACAGUCUUUAGGGAUGAUUUUAACCCUAAAUUUAUUGCCUUAUUUACUCUUUUGCUAUUUUUAAAAGCAUUCCAUUGGCUUGCUGAGGAUAGAGUUGACUAUAUGGAGAGAAGUCCAGUCAUUGGUUGGUUGUUCCAUGUGCGAAUACUUACUCUGCUAACAUUACUGACACAGGCAGACCUGAUUUUUAUCCAUCAUGCUUACCAAUUUACUACAUCCAAAGGUCCAUCAGUGCAAUUGGUGUUUGGAUUUGAAUACAGUAUCUUGAUCAUUAUGAUUGUUAAUAUUUUGAUUAAGUAUCUCUUGCAUGCCAUUGAUGCCCGAUGGGAGGCUCCAUGGGAAAGCAAAGCAGCUGUUUUGCUGUACACAGAGUUGGCAAUAAAUUUUUUUAAAGUACUACUUUAUAUCGGAUUUGUUGCUGUUAUGGUCAGGAUAUAUACAUUGCCUCUCUUUGCAUUUAGACCAAUGUAUGAAACCAUGAGAAGUUUCAAGAAAGCCUACAAUGACGUAGUGCUUUCUCGACGUGCAAUAAGAAACAUGAACACUCUGUAUCCCGACGCCACGCCGGCUGAGCUAGCAGCCGCUGAUAACGAGUGCAUCAUUUGUCGAGAGGAAAUGCACAGCGGUGCCAAGAAGUUGCCGUGCAACCACAUAUUCCACGCAGCAUGCCUCCGGCUGUGGUUCCAGCGCCAGCAAACAUGCCCGACGUGCCGACUCAACGUACUACGAGCGCCAGCACCAGACACCCCGCACGGUCCCGCCGAUGCCCCUCACGUCAAUGCACCACCCGGCAAUGUGCCCGCUGGCAAUGUGCCAGUCGGCAAUAUUCCGCACGGCAAUGUGCCGGCUGGCAAUGCAGCAGCUCCCCCGCCUGCAGCAAAUAUUGUACCCCCGCCGUUCCCCAACAUGCCGCCACCUAUGAUGGCGUGGGGUAUGCCGCCCCCACCACCGCGGCCCGCAUCUCUUGCCAACCUCACCGCCGCUGAGCUGCAGCGCUUAGAAGGCAACGAGCGUAGAAAUGUUGAGGCGCGACUGCAGUUGCUCCGCGAAAUCCAGGCAAUGUUGGAUGCAUCAGUGCUUCUAAUGCAACAGUAUUCUAUGGUUGUAUCCAACCUACCGCAGAACUCCACAACUGUUGCUACCCAAACCGAAACAUUUCAAACGGAACCCUCUUCAGAAGCGACUCCCAUGAAAGUUAAAGCUGAUCCCGAUGUGGUGCCUACCACUUCUACAUACAAAGGCACUGGAACUCCAUCAACAAGCUCUGCGCCAGAUCCAGGAAAUGUUGAAGAUGUCACUUCUACUGAUUCUAGUAAUAGUGUGAAAAGAGAGAAGACUGACGCGGACGCCGAGGAACUACGAAGACGCCGAUUGCAGAAGUUUACAAUGGAAAAA